AUGAACUUCAGAUUUCUUUCGCGUACUUUUCCCCUGCGCGAUUAUUACUUCUAUGUGCCGAAAUUGUGUCUCGGUGCGCUGGGCUUUUGGCCGCUGGACACAAGUGCGCCAGAUGCAUCCAAUGUGUGGGCUUGGGUGAAUCUCAUAAUUUUGACCAUUGGCGUCUUUACCGAGAUCCAUGCGGGCUGCGCGGUGCUGAAGACCGACCUGGAGCUCGCUUUGGACACACUCUGUCCGGCCGGUACUUCGGCAGUGACAUUACUCAAAAUGGUUUUGAUCUAUUAUUACCGCAAGGAUUUGGCAUGGGUGCUAAAGCGGAUGCGUGACUUGGUCUAUGAACGCGACGUGUCAAUAAAUACCGUUAAGAAGCAUAUUGUACGCGCGCAUGCCGUUAUGGCAGCACGUCUCAAUUUCAUACCGUUUGUUAUGGGCUUCAUUACGUGCACCUCGUACAAUCUCAAGCCGUUGCUAAUGACUCUGAUACUCUAUAUGCAAGGACAAGAGCCUAUGUGGAAGCUGCCAUUCAAUAUGACCAUGCCGUCAUUUCUACUGCACGCGCCCUACUUUCCGCUUACCUACAUAUUCACCGCUUACACGGGCUACAUUACGAUCUUCAUGUACGGCGGCUGCGAUGCAUUUUACUUCGAAUUCUGUUCGAAUACAGCGGCCCUACUCGAACUGUUGCAGAACGAUUUGAAGUCUAUCAUCAACUUUGCUCUUGAAGAAAACCAACUCAGCUUAACAACAGAGGAGUCCACCGUGCUGGAGUGGCGUUUGGUGCAAUUCAUAAAGCGCCACAAUGAUAUUAUCGAGUUGACGCGCUUCUUCUGCAAACGUUACACUGUCAUCACAUUGGCGCACUUCGUCUCUGCUGGCCUGGUGAUUGGAGCAAGCAUAUUUGACCUUAUGACGUUUACCGGCUUCGGCAUUGUCAUCUACAUUGGCUAUACCAUCGCCGUUUUGGGUCAGCUUUUCAUUUACUGCUAUGGCGGCAGCAUGGUGGCGGAGAGCAGCGUUCAAUUGGCCACCGUGGCGUUCGGCUGUGAUUGGCAUGCCUGCAAUCCCCGACUGCGUCGCUAUGUGCUGAUGAUAAUUAUACGCUCGCAGCGUGCCAUCAGCAUGUCUGUGCCAUUCUUUGCGCCCUCGCUAAUCACAUUCACAUCGAUACUACAGACAUCCGGUUCGAUUAUUGCUUUGGCCUCCUCUUUCAAAUGA
This is a messenger RNA of Bactrocera latifrons, 1215 nucleotides long. RefSeq names its product odorant receptor 10a (gene Or10a). The record is from RefSeq and is a predicted model, not a curated record. Gene Ontology annotation, molecular function: olfactory receptor activity; odorant binding. Gene Ontology annotation, biological process: detection of chemical stimulus involved in sensory perception of smell; sensory perception of smell. Gene Ontology annotation, cellular component: plasma membrane. Lineage: Eukaryota; Metazoa; Arthropoda; Insecta; Diptera; Tephritidae. The transcript has 8 exons. The coding region runs from base 1 to 1215 and encodes 404 amino acids.